Molecule: messenger RNA, 2610 nt
Organism: Neofelis nebulosa (Clouded leopard)
Lineage: Eukaryota; Metazoa; Chordata; Mammalia; Carnivora; Felidae
Gene: UBE2D2
Product: ubiquitin conjugating enzyme E2 D2
Exons: 8
Coding region: 489-983 (164 amino acids)
Biological process (GO): ubiquitin-dependent protein catabolic process; protein K48-linked ubiquitination
Cellular component (GO): nucleus
Molecular function (GO): ubiquitin conjugating enzyme activity
Source: RefSeq, a predicted model, not a curated record
GCCCCUCGGCCUGGGCCCACCCCGCGCUCCGGCGGCCCCACCCCGGCGGCGCCGCCCGCCCGUCCGCCCGCGCGUCCGUCCGUCCACCUGCAGCAGGCAGUCCCUCUGGUUGUCCGAUCGAGCGGCGCCGGCCGAGCCCGAGGCCAGGGCUCUUGCUCCCCGGCGGAGGGAUCCGCGGCGGCUGAGGAGGCGGCGCUGAGAAUUGGUAGAAGAGGCAGCUACGGCGGCGGCGGCGGCGGUAGCGGCGGCGGCUCGGGCGGCAUCGCAUAAAGGGGCCGCCGCCGGGUGAUGCGGUGACCGCUGCGGCAGGCUCAGGAGCCGAGUGGGCCGCGGCCCUCAGUCCAUCCUGCCGAACCCGCGCUCCCGAACUGCCCAUCUUCUCCAGCCGAGCCGCGAUCACCGAGGCGGCCUCCUGCCCCCUCGCCCCUUCCCCGUCCCUCCCCUGUCCCCGUCCCCGCCCCGGGGGCCACCGCCACCCGCCUCCCACGAUGGCUCUGAAGAGAAUCCACAAGAUACUUGGUGCUUCCCAUGGACCAGGCAUUGUGCAGAAAGGCUGGAUGGAGGAAUUGAAUGACCUGGCACGGGACCCCCCAGCACAGUGUUCAGCAGGUCCUGUGGGAGAUGAUAUGUUCCAUUGGCAAGCUACGAUAAUGGGGCCAAAUGACAGUCCCUAUCAGGGUGGAGUAUUUUUCUUGACAAUUCAUUUCCCAACAGAUUAUCCUUUCAAGCCACCUAAGGUUGCAUUUACAACAAGAAUUUAUCAUCCAAAUAUUAACAGUAAUGGCAGCAUUUGUCUUGAUAUUCUACGGUCACAGUGGUCUCCAGCACUAACUAUUUCAAAAGUACUCUUGUCCAUCUGUUCUCUGUUGUGUGAUCCCAAUCCAGAUGAUCCUUUAGUGCCUGAGAUUGCUCGGAUCUACAAAACAGAUAGAGAAAAGUACAACAGAAUAGCUCGGGAAUGGACUCAGAAGUAUGCGAUGUAAUUAAAGAAAUUAUUGGAUAACCUCUACAAAUAAAGAUAGGGGAACUCUGAAAGAGAAAGUCCUUUUGAUUUCCAUUUGACUGCUUUCUAUGAGCCCACGCCUCAUCUUCCCCUGUGCACAUGUUUACCUGAUACAGCAGUGCUGCGUGUUGUACAUACUUGGAACAACAAACUAGAAAUACUGUACUUCUGUACCAACAUUGCCUCCUAGCAGAGAAGUGUGUGUGUGACAAGCCAGUUCUCCAAGCGUAACCUAGGUGUGAGACUAAAAGUUUUCCUUACUGACUUAAAUUUGGAUAACGGCAAGGUGAGGGGUGGUGGGUAUGGUGUGUGCUUGGAUGGGGAAGAAAAGCUCCACUGACCUGUAGGAGAUUGUUUUUAAGUGGAAUCCUUUUAAACUCAAAACAGUUAUGAAAAGCAAGGCGAAGAACACGAAGCUGUUUCUGUAUUCAUUUUAUUCCGAAGGACCUCCGUCUUAGGUGAAAGUUAUGACCAACCAGAUUAAACUCUACCCACAUCCUGUAUUUUAAGGUCUAAGUUUAACUGGUCAACAUUUAAAUGGAUUGGAGCUAUUAGUACAUAAAGUGUGAUGGGCUUUGUUCCCACAUCUUUUGCAUCUCCCCACCCUUCAACCUUUGUCCUUUCAGCCCCUUUCUCUCUUCCACAUUCUUUGGUUUGUAUGUGGUUUCUCAGUUAAUACAUAGCUAAUAGCUCUUAUUUUUCUUAUGUUUUUAACUGCUUAGGUCUAUCUGGAUGUAAGGGUGAAAAUUCAUUUGAUGGAAAUACUUGUGUAUAUUUAAAGACCCAAUUGCUCCCCUGGAGCUUGUACGUUCAAGAAUGAUUAAUCUGUGUAAUAAACUGAUUACUACAGUCAUUACAUAUAAUUUUGUGUGAAUAGGCCUUUUGAUUUUAAGAACUUUGUCUAGCAGAGAUUAGUGGUGGGUUUUCCCCCACCCCUAAAAUGUUUUCAUUUAUACUGGUUGCAUUUCAAAAUCAUGAAACAAUUCCAGUUUACAUAGUCAAAAGGAUAUCUUGAAAGUAAUUUUACCGAACAAGGGCAUAAGCUUAAAAGCAUUUCCAUGAAACUUACAUGUGCAGUAUUCCAGGAACAUGACUGUUAAACUAAAUAAGAAAUUUGCUUUAUUAAUGAAACUAAGCUGCAUUUCACCAAAACCUUGUGACAUUCCCUUGGUACAUAGGACAUAAAACAAAGGCAUUGCUAUUUGGUAAGUUAAGCUUCUGUGAUUGUGAUUGUAAAAGAGCAACAUUGACCAAACCUGGGAAACAUGAGCACAAUCUUGUAUUGGAGAGUCUACAUAAUUACUUUGCACUGACAUUGCAGGAUGUUCAUCCAAUUUUAAAUUGUACUGUAUGUGGCUUUUUGAAGUCUUCCCUUGACUCUAGUAAAUUGUAGUUUGAAACUUGUAAACAACUGUGUUUGCCAGAAACAUCAUUCGUGUGAACUAGGCAAGUUACUUUUUUUUCAUCUCCUUCUCCUAAUCUAAUUGUAAACCAGGCCAUCCUGAAGGCCAUGGCUGAUGCUCUCCAGCCAUCAGGUUCUUUCAAAUGCAUCUUCACACUCUUGCACAAAAAUUGAGGAAUAAAUGUCCACUGCUUUUGGUUUUAAA